AUGGAGCACCUAAAGAAGAAGCGUAUUGUUGCCGAAGGUCGUCUCAACGGGAUAAGAUCCCGUAUCAACGAGUUCAACACCGAUACCGCAGGGAUCGACGACCUCACCGCAGAGCUGGACAGCCUUUUGGAAUGGUGGCAAGACUUCAGCAAACUCCAGGAUGAUUGCAUCAAUCUCUGCACUGAUGAUAAUGCACUAGACGGACUCAUUCAGGUUGGUAACGAGAUGGAGAAAAGGUACAACGCAGUGAAGGCAACGGUCACACAGUUCAUACGAGUGGUUCAGAAUCGUGACAACGCACCAGUGACUCCUCGUCCGGUUUUGGAAGCCAAUAUCGCCAUCCCUGAACUGAAUCUCCCAAAAGGUUUGCUGCCUACUUUUUCGGGUGAUUACGCCGAAUGGACAUCAUUUUAUGACCUUUUUGUGAGUUCUGUCCACAACAACCCUCGGCUCACGGAUGCGCAACGACUUUUGUACCUUAAAACGUACACGUCGGGAUCAGCUGCUGCACUUCUUCGACACAUAAAGGUAGAAGAUAGGGCAUACCAAGGGGCUCUCGAUGCGCUGAAAAAACGUUUCGAUAGGAAGGAUCACAUUGUAAGCCACCAAAUUCAACGAUAUCUGGACAUACCACCAAGCAGCGUGGCCUCGGCAUCUUCGCUUCGCCGAGCAUAUAGUGUAGCGGACGACGUAAUCAGAGCACUUAAAGCGUCGCAACGUGAAGAAAGGGAUAGCUGGCUCAUCCAGCUACUUCUGAUCAAGCUUGAUCCCGAGACUCGUCAGCAAUGGGCGGAUAGGUCAAACUUGAAUAACGGAAACGCGCAACCACCGUCCAUCGAUCAGUUUCUGGAGUUCCUCGAUCAACGAGCGUUCAUAAUGGAAGCUAUCCAUCGUCCAACAUCCCAUCGAACCAACGACACACCAACCAAAUCAACUCAACGACAUUGUUCAAGCUUCAUUACGACCAACGCAACAGAGGUUCCCAUCUGCACCCUCUGCACGGAUCAACAACAUCACCUUUAUUUCUGUCAACGAUUCAAGAACCUAUCAUCGUCGGAGCGGCUGCAUCUGACAAAGGAAAUCGGCGUAUGCAGCAACUGCCUUCGAGAUGACCACGGAAAAAACCCCUGCCCAGCCAGCAGGUGCAAGAGAUGUGAUCAGGCGCAUCACACUCUACUACACGACGGACUACAUCGACAGUCAUCGAAUCAAAUUUCAAGCAUGCUCAGUUACAACGAUUGCUCGUCGGUAUUACUCGCCACGGCCGUUGUACACGUCUUCGACGCAUCGGGAAAACCACAAGCGGUUCGUGCCAUACUGGACUCAGCUUCACAAGCCUGUUUCGUCACGGAUUCCUUGAUGUCACAACUCAACCUGCCGCAUGAAACAAUCAAUCAUACGUUACAUGGAAUUACUGGAAGGCCUACUACACUGUCUAAAGUCGUAACAGUUACUCUACAAUCUCGUUUCGCAAGCUACAAAAAAGAACUCCAGUGUGCAGUGCUAGACAGCAUCUCCGAUCCGCUUCCUCAAAAGUACAUCAACACUACAGACUGGAAUAUAGAACCCUACGAACCCCUGGCGGAUGAAACAUUCAACACUCCCAGCGAUGUCAAUCUUCUAAUUGGAGCCAACAUUUUCUUCGAUCUGCUGUGUGGUGAAAGCGUAGAGUUGGGUCCAACAAAGCCGGUCCUUCAGAGAACCCAACUUGGAUGGAUCAUUUCGGGAAGUUUCGGGCCGACAAUACAUUCUUCGCUCCUCUUGACGGCUAAUAGUUCCCUGACGGUGGGCGGCGACAACAUACCGUCGCAACAUAUGUUAAGUGUGGGCGGCAAAAAUUUAACCUUGUUGAAAUCGUCACAUAUCAGCCAAACAGAGUCAAUAGAUAAAAACGGACUUGCAACAGAAGCAACAAUUGACUGCUCAGUUGGUGGGCGGAAUGUUCCGGCCGCCAGCAAGCAGCCGGGAUGUUUUAGGACACCCCACCAGCAGAAGAGCAUGUCUCAUUCUGAGGGCUCAAAAACUGCUCCACAAGCCACAACUAUUUCCCCCAUCACUAAGCACUGA
Messenger RNA from Aedes albopictus (Asian tiger mosquito), 2067 nucleotides. RefSeq lists its product as uncharacterized. NCBI's taxonomy places the organism in Eukaryota, Metazoa, Arthropoda, Insecta, Diptera, Culicidae. The transcript has a single exon. The record is from RefSeq and is a predicted model, not a curated record. The coding region runs from base 1 to 2067 and encodes 688 amino acids.